CUCCAGCAGUCUACACAGCUCUUGCAUUAGAUCGUUCACCAUAAACCACGUCCUGCGAUGCUUGGCAAUCAGUUAUAUAUGGGCGCAGCAUCAUCUAUCUAACACCACCUGUCACCAAACAGUACAUCAGGACAUGAACUCCUCAGAGUGGCCCACACUUUCUCCAAACUCGUCUUUCAGUCAUACAAACCACAGCAAUGAGUCAAGCAGGUCCAAGUCGAGUGCUCCAGCCGCCUGUGAGCAGGUACACAUUGCACCUGAGGUCUUCCUUACUCUGGGUCUCAUCAGCCUACUUGAAAACAUCCUGGUCAUCCUUGCCAUUGUGAAGAACAAGAACCUCCACUCGCCCAUGUACUUCUUCGUUUGCAGUCUAGCAGUGGCCGACAUGUUAGUGAGCGUGUCCAACGCAUGGGAAACAAUAGUCAUCCACCUGCUGGCAAACAGGAGCUUGGUGAUUGAGGAUCACUUCAUCCGUCAGAUGGAUAACAUCUUCGAUUCUCUCAUCUGUAUCUCCGUGGUGGCAUCUAUGUGGAGCCUGUUAGCGAUCGCAGUGGAUCGCUAUGUGACUAUCUUCUAUGCUCUGUGUUAUCAUAAUAUAAUGACCGUAUGGCGAGCUGGGAUUCUCAUCGGCAGCAUCUGGAUCUUCUCCACAGGUUGUGGGAUCAUCUUCAUCAUCUACUCUGACACGAAGCCUGUGGUGGUGUGCCUGGUGGCCAUGUUCUUUGCCAUGCUGCUGCUGAUGGCGUCGCUCUACAGCCACAUGUUCCUGCUGGCUCGUUCGCAUGUCAAACGCAUGGCGGCAUUGCCGGGCUAUAACGCCAACAUCAGGCAGAGAGCUAGCAUGAAGGGUGCCGUCACCCUCACCAUACUACUGGGCAUCUUCAUCGUGUGCUGGGCGCCAUUUUUUCUCCAUCUCAUCCUCAUGAUCUCCUGCCCACGGAACAUUUACUGUGUCUGCUUUAUGUCACACUUUAACAUGUACCUGAUACUCAUCAUGUGUAACUCUGUGAUUGACCCACUGAUCUAUGCGCUCAGGAGCCAAGAGAUGAGAAAGACCUUUAAAGAGAUCUUCUGCUGUGACGGACUACGCAGCCUCUGGAACCUGAUCAGCAAAUAUUGAACAGGAUUCUUGGAAGAACCUGGACUGAUGGAUAGAUGUAUGUGUGUAUAGAUGGAUGGAUGGAUCGGUGCAUAAUUGCAGUGGAGGAGGGGUUGGAGUUAAAGAGCCUGAACCUCUUAAUUAGGAACAGUAUAUAUUAUUUGUACACGCUUUUCCAUGUACCUCAUCAUGUGAAAUGUUUUGAUGUUGCAGUGGAUGUUUCA
Messenger RNA from Sinocyclocheilus rhinocerous, 1323 nucleotides. RefSeq names its product melanocortin receptor 5-like. NCBI's taxonomy places the organism in Eukaryota, Metazoa, Chordata, Actinopteri, Cypriniformes, Cyprinidae. Bases 134 to 1120 code for a protein of 328 amino acids. Gene Ontology annotation, molecular function: melanocortin receptor activity. The transcript has 2 exons. The record is from RefSeq and is a predicted model, not a curated record. Gene Ontology annotation, biological process: G protein-coupled receptor signaling pathway. Gene Ontology annotation, cellular component: membrane.